UUGAGCUAGGACAGUGAGAAAGUUUGAUGCACUGCAGGUAGACAUGAGUUGGAGGUGCAGGAAGAGCUGCAGUACUGACGCUGUCCUGUUCAGCUUUAGAGCGCAGUGGAAGGAGUGGAGCUCGUGCAGAGUCUCUUCUCUCGCGAGGAAGGACGCCAUUACCGAAAUCCCUACAAAACAACACGAGAAUUCAUCAUUCACACGGCUUGAAUGAUGUCUGAGCAGGAUCUGGUGGAGAUAGUCCAGAUUGCUGUGGCGGACUUAAACCAUGAGGAAAAUGAUGCAGAUGUUCUGGAGAACCAUGAUGAUGCUGAUAAGCCAGAGCCGAAGCGAGCGAGGAUGGAAAGCAGUAACCAGGAUGUGACUCUCAAAGCAAUGCUAAUGUCCAUCAGCCAGGCUAUAUGCCAGAGGCUGGACAACAUGGAGGCAAAGCUGCAGAUGCUGGAGGCAACAUGUAGGGCCUUGGAGGAGAAGUUUGAUACUGUGAUGGGGAAAAACCCAGGGGCUAUUCAGGUGCCAAUGGUGGCUGGAUCACCCUUCGGUGCUACACAGACGUGCGACAAAGUUCGCUGUGUGGUGCCCCAGACCAACGUGGUAAUGAGCAGUGACCGUCCUAAACCAGGCCAAGAGGAGCCUCUUCCUCGCACCACAGACUCACUAGAGAAUCUUCUCAGCAAUGAGUCAGUAACAACUGAAUAUUUGGCUGACAGUACGGUGGGCAGAGGGAAACAAAAAACAAUCGUCCUAAAGGUGCCAGGGCCAGAAGAGAGUCAGGAGGACCUGGAGAGUGGAUCAGAAGCCAGCGACUCUGUGUCCAAUAGCGGCCAGUCCUCAGCACAGAACACCAACAAUGUCACACUCAUCACACUUAACUCAGAAGAGGACUAUCCUGCAGGAACGUGGCUCGGGGAUGAAAAUAAUCCGGAGAUGCGCGUGCGCUGUCCCGUAUCUCAAAGCGACAUGUUGCAUAUCAGCAGUAACUGCCGCACACCGGAGAAGAUGGCGCUCACACUGCUAGACUACCUGUUUCACCGUGAGGUGCAGGCCGUCUCUAACCUGUCCGGCCAGGGCAAACACGGCAAGAAGCAACUAGACCCGCUCAUGAUCUACGGCAUCCGUUGUCAUCUGUUCCACAAGUUUGCCAUCACCGAAUCAGACUGGUACCGCAUUAAACAGAGCAUUGACUCCAAGUGUCGCACAGCAUGGAGACGGAAACAGCGUGGCCAGAGCCUGGCAGUCAAGAGCUUCUCCCGCAGGGUACCGGCUGCCCGCACUGGCGCAGAGGGGGUCUCGGUAACAGAAACAGCAUCUUUGGAGAGCUCCACACAGCAGGCCCUCCAGUACGCACUGGCUGGUGCAACCCAACAGGUCCAGAUCCACCGCAUAGGAGAAGAUGGACAAGUGCAAGUAUUUCCACAGGGACACCUCCAUAUAGCUCAGGUGCCACAGGGGGAGCAGGUGCAGAUCACACAGGACAGUGAGGGCAACCUUCAGAUCCACCAGGUGCAUGUUGGGCAGGAUGGACAGGUUUUGAGAGGGACUCAGCUCAUUGCAGUGGCCUCUGCUGAUGGGACAGGGACGGUGGAGGCGUCUCCUCUGCAGGCAAAUGACAUCCAAGUUCAAUACGUCCAGCUGGGCUCUGUGACUGACCACACAGGAACUGUGCAGGCUGAGGCACUAGGCUCUGCGCUGCAGGCAGAGAUGGAGGUAAAGGAGGCCAUACAGAUCCAGCAAGGUGCAAACGGAGAAGUGGUCCAAAUUCAGAUGCCUGUCAACUCAGUCGGCACCUGAGACACCAGCUCAUGCACUCUCUCUCAUUCACAAGACUUCUAAGCGUACACACAGAUGCAUCAUUGCGGUUCUGCAGCAGUAGCACCUGAGAUACACAGAGAGAGAGAGAGAGAGAGAGAGAGAGAGAGAGAGAGAGAGAGAGAGAGAGAGAUUGAUAUUCGUGGGUGCUCAAACUCAAAAUCUGAGUGGACAACCAUGGGUUAAGCCCAGGCAGAGAGUCUUUGUUUAAACAAAUAAUAUAAUUCCUUUUGGGUCAACCAGUCUAUUGGCAAUCUUCUGACAAUCACAGACUGUGAAAGCAGCCAGUCAGCUUAUUAACACAAAAGCAGUGUUGGCUCUAGUGCAGGCUUGUCAAAGCUGCAUGGGAUACAGGCUGUGGCCCAGCUGAGUACAGGAGAAAGGAGGUCCCAAAGCUCCCCCCCCCAAGCAUCUGUGCUUCAUCACUGCAGCAGCUUCACUGUGCAAGAUGAGUUUAUUUAACUACAGCUUAGAGGAGUCUGUCUAGCUGUUAGGUUUUCAUGUUCAGCUAAUCUCAGCUAAUGUUGAUGAUCAGUUACGACAGAGAUCGUACCUUGUAAAAACUGAAUUUUGCAAAUGAAGGUGACCUUUGCUACGCAUGCUUCCUCCAAGGUUCUGAUUGCAUAAUCAGCUGGAGCAUCUACUGCAUAACUGGCAUCAUAUUGCUUUGUUAAAAAUAAUAAGUGAAUUCUUUUUUCAUUUUAUUCGUUUGCUGUCAUUGUUUGACUUUCAGUUGGGUUUCACAAUGGUUAGCCCAUUAAAGUCGAUUGUAGGUUCCUGAUACCUUAUGGUAACAAAUGUAUUAAGCAGAAAAUUUCUCAUACUGUAGAUAGGAAACAUGAGAUUGUAUUUGGGAUUGACAAUGAUCAAGCCCAUGUACAUUCAAUGUGUUGCAUAAGUAUUCACCCCCUUGAACUUUUCACAUUUUGUACUGGUACAUCCUGGAUCUGAAAUGGAUUUAAUUGGGGUUAAAUGUCAUGAAAAUUAGUUCUGGUGCAAGAGCAGUUUCCAACAUAAGUCACAUAAUUAGGUGAAUGGAGUCCAACUGUGUACAAUUAAUGUAUCACAUAAUGUCAAUAUAAAUAAAUCUGGAAUGUACCCGGAAGGCCCCAGAGUUUCUUAGAGAACAUACCUAACCAAAGAGCAGUCCAGGACAGAGUGGUAACGUAUCAGUGUUUGGCUAUAAAAAUAUCCCAAACUUUGAACAUCCCGUGUGAUAUCUGUUAUUAAAACAUGGACAGAAUAUGGAAUAUCUGCAACUCUGUCUUGAGGAAAAUGUCCACCAACAGUCAGUAACCAGGUAAGGACACCAUUAGUCAGAGAAGCAACCAAAAGGCCAAGGGUAAUUCUAAAUGUGAUAAUGUCACCACCAUGCUUCAAUGUGUGGAUAUUCUCCUCAGAAUGAUGAGCAAUGUUGGGUUUCCAUCACUUGUAGGACUUUGUGUCAAGGUCAAGCUGUUCAGUUAUGGUCUCAUCAGAACAAAAAGAACCACAUGUUUGCUGAGUCUUCAUCAAACCUUGAUUUGCGCUGUAGAGAAUACACUGCUUUACAUUGUGUAUGACUUGUUCAAAAGGGAAUAAAUGACUGCCAUUGUGUCAUGUA
This is a messenger RNA of Pangasianodon hypophthalmus (striped catfish), 3412 nucleotides long. It is a transcript of the gene banp, whose product is annotated as BTG3 associated nuclear protein. The transcript is spliced from 13 exons. Lineage: Eukaryota; Metazoa; Chordata; Actinopteri; Siluriformes; Pangasiidae. Gene Ontology annotation, biological process: negative regulation of protein catabolic process; protein localization to nucleus. Gene Ontology annotation, molecular function: DNA binding. The record is from RefSeq and is a predicted model, not a curated record. The coding region runs from base 211 to 1791 and encodes 526 amino acids.